Messenger RNA from Ziziphus jujuba (common jujube), 3127 nucleotides. RefSeq names its product probable disease resistance protein At5g66900. Gene Ontology annotation, biological process: defense response to fungus. The record is from RefSeq and is a predicted model, not a curated record. The coding region runs from base 341 to 2818 and encodes 825 amino acids. The transcript has 5 exons. NCBI's taxonomy places the organism in Eukaryota, Viridiplantae, Streptophyta, Magnoliopsida, Rosales, Rhamnaceae. Gene Ontology annotation, molecular function: ADP binding.
ACACAAUGGCUGAUAACCCACUCACUUAAUUUCCCGGAAAAUAAUUCUCUUUUUCCAUUUUACAAGUUUUAUAUAUUUAUGACUCGUUGGUUUUACCAAGAAAUUACUCGGUACUAGGAACCCAAAAAAAAAAAAAAUUGAAAUUACUCGGUGCCCUUGACAAAAGUUUGAAUUAAAUAUAAGACUUGCUUUUUAGUCUAACACGCUGCUGGAUACAUUAAUAUACCGGUCCACCUAAGCCUAUGAGGCUUAUUCUAUAUAAGAUGGCGAUAAUGAGGUAAGCUGAUAGAUUCUUUAUUUUUGAGCGAGUGCAAGUUAGUAAAGUUCUUUUUCUACACAUAUGGCUCUUGUAGCAGCGUUCAGAUUGCUCUUCGAUGCAGUUAAAGAAAUAAUCGACCACACUUCGAUGUUCAAAUUCAACUUGAAGAAAAUCGAAGGAAAGCUAGAAGCAUUAGAGCCACUGAUCAAAGAGAGAAAGCAGUUUGAUAGUGAAUUGGAUCUGCAAAAAUGGGAAGCAAGCGAAUUCGAGGAAAAGAUGCUGGAGGGAGAGAAAGUGGUUCGUAUUUGCUCUCAGAUUCAUCCAUGGAACAUCCGCAAAAAGCAUUCUUGCACAGAAAAGCUACAGGAAUUGGAUGAGACUUUAAAGAGGUUGAUGCAGAUCUUACAGAUCCAGAUUGUUAGGGAUAUGAAGGAGACUCUGGUUUUGACCAAGGAUGUGCACAGAAAAAUCAUGGCUAACAAGGGGAAAAUUGGGGAUUUUGAUCAAGUUUUCGAUCCGACCGUAUCGACGUUUUGGUACCAUGGACCUGAUUAUGAUCAUCAUCAACUUCCAGAGUUCAUCGUUGGAUUGGAGACGCCUUUGAAAGAAUUGAAGAUAAGGUUGAUCAAGAACGGAUCACCGUUGAUUGUAGUGACUGGUCCUGGUGGAUGUGGGAAGACCCUCUUAGCACACAGAUUCUGUCGGGAUAAGCAUGUUAAAGAAAAAUUCAAGAAGAACAUCUACUUUAUUCCUGUUACGAAAACGCCACCUAGUCUGAGUCUUAUCGUACAAGAACUGUAUAAACAAAGGAGGUACGAGAUACCUGUUAUUAUAAACCAAGCAGAUGCAGUCAAACUUUUGGAACAAUGGUUGAAUAAACUAAGACCAAAUCCUAUAUUACUGGUUCUGGAUGAUGUUUGGCCCGGAUCAGAGUCCCUUGUCGAGAAGUUCCUAUUCCCAAUACCAGAGUACAAGAUUUUAGUGACAUCAAGAUCUCAAUUACCUAGAUUUGGCCCACCAAAAUUUGCCCCUCCAUACCAUUUGAACCCCCUGAAUGAUAAAGAUGCAAUGACUCUCUUCCGUCACUGGGCACCCUUGGAAGAUGGGAAAUCUCAAAUACCUGAUGAUACUGUGAAAAGGAUAGUGAAUUACUAUAAGGUAUUCCCACAUGCCCUUAUAAUAGUGGCCAAGUCAUUAGGUGGGAAGCAAUCAGACAUUUGGCUAAGAAGACUGACAGAAUAUUCAAGAGGUUCAUGUUGUCGUGGUUCUGACAUUGAUGAUGAACUGCUUGAGUAUGGCUUAAAAUGCAGCUUGGAUGAUCUAAACGUAACUAUCAAAGAGUGUUUUAUGGACCUUGGUUCAUUUCCUGAAGGCCAAAGAAUUCCUGCUCUUGCUCUUAUUGAUAUGUGGUCAGAAUUAUAUGAGCUAGAAGAUGAUAGUAUGGCCAUUGCUAACCUUAUCGAUCUCACUGUUUGGAAUCUGGCUAAUCUUGUAGUCACAAGAAAGGAUGUGAAGGAGGUGGAUGGCUACUACAGUGAACACUUUGUUACUCAGCAUGAUCUGCUUAGAGAUCUUGCUAUCCAUCAAAGUAGCUUGGAUCCAAUCGGGCAGCGGAAAAGAGUGAUUGUGGAGUUUAGUGGAGAUAAUCUUCCAAAGUGGUGGAAAGAACACAAAGAGAAACCAACUAAUGCCCGCCUAUUGUCUAUCUCAACUGAUGAAAAAUUCUCGUCAAAAUGGUGUGACAUGCAACUACCUGAAGCUGAGGUUCUAGUUCUGAAUUUUCGGACACGGGAUUAUGCCUUACCUAAGUUUGUGAAAACCAUGGACAAACUAAAGGUUAUAAUACUUACAAAUUACAGCUACUUCCCUGCUGAACUAAGUAAUUUUCAAUUUCUUGGUCAUUUAACCAAUUUGAAGAGACUAAGAAUGGAGCGCAUCUCAAUUCCUUCACUAAUCACCAAAACCUCCAUACCAUUGAAGAAUCUGCAGAAAAUAUCUUUGUAUAUGUGCAACGUUGGUGAGUCUUUCAGCAACAGUAAUGUCCAAAUUUCUUAUCUAUUUCCAAAUCUAAGAGAGAUGAAUAUAGACUUUUGCAAUGAUCUUUUGGAACUGCCUAUCGGACUCUCUGAUAUCAUUCACCUGAGGAAGCUAAGCAUCACAUAUUGUCCUAAGCUAUCUUCAAUACCCAAAGAAAUUGGAAAGUUGGUGAAUCUAGAAGUGCUAAGACUUAGGUCCUGUAUUAGUUUGAUAGAAUUACCGGACUCUAUUAGAAACCUACCUAAGUUAAAAUUUCUUGAUAUAUCAGACUGUAUCAGCAUUGAGAACUUGCCUGAACAUAUGGGUGAGUUAAGCAGUUUGAGAAAGCUCAACAUGAAUCACUGCUCAAGAUUGCAGGAGUUGCCAAAAUCUGUUUUGGAGCUUGAGAAGUUGAAAGAUCUGAUAUGUGAUGAAGAGGUUAAAGAAAUGUGGGAGCCAUUUCUUCCAUUUCUUACCAACAUAGUUUUAAGGUUUCCCAAAGAAGAUAUAAACUUAAAUUGGCUUCCAGAAUUUCCAGCAUAGAUAUGCCUGUUUCUCUCCCCGGUGCAUGAAACUGAAUAUAAUAUUUGUGUGUAUGUUUGUUUAUAUUUAACAUUUGCUUUCCUGUGUGUUGGUCCCAGUGAAUUGUUUGAUUUGUUGUAAUAAGUGAAACCGUAGUUAAAAUAAGCUUGAUAUAUAUAGUUGGAUUCACUUUCUAUUAGUUUAGGCUUUGGACUAGAAAGUGAUUCAACAUGGUAUCAGAACUUUGGAAACCGACAUGUUAAAGGAGUUGUUUGGUAUGUGUAAGACCUGAUUUCUUGUGAACUACCCUGUACAAAUUCUGUUUUUAGA